AAUGGUGAUGAGAUCCAAUCUGCCUUGUCUAGCAUCUCUGGUGUUACUACGGUUCCGCAAGUCUUUAUACGUGGCGAUGGAACUGGUACUCUUCAACUUCACAAGGAAGGAAAACUUGUCGAACAAAUUAAUAGUCUUAAAUAUGACUACGAUUUAGUUGUUGUUGGAGGAGGUUCUGGCGGUCUUGCUGCAUCCAAGGAAGCUUCUAAACUCGGCGCCAAAGUUGCUGUACUUGAUUUUGUCAAGCCUACUCCUCGGGGUACUUCUUGGGGUCUUGGUGGCACUUGCGUUAAUGUUGGAUGCAUUCCUAAAAAGUUAAUGCACCAGGCUGCGCUUCUGGGUAUGUAA
This is a messenger RNA of Protopolystoma xenopodis, 348 nucleotides long. NCBI's taxonomy places the organism in Eukaryota, Metazoa, Platyhelminthes, Monogenea, Polystomatidea, Polystomatidae. The record is from the annotation of a GenBank genome assembly.